AUGUCUCUCCUAAAUAGUCUUUUGGCAUCUAUUCCUGUUCUUUCUGGGAACAAUUACAAGAGGUGGAUAGAGGACCUAGAAAUUAAUCUGGGACUGCUCGACCUUGAUUUGGCCCUUCAAGAGCUAAAACCUGCUGAUCUGACGGAUGCGAGUACGAAUGCUGAAAGAGUUAAGAUGGAAAAGUGGGUGACAGCUAAUUGGAAGUGCAUACUGGUAAUGAAGAAAUCCAUUCAUGAGUCAUUGCGUGACAAUGUUGAAAUGAAAGACACUGCCACAGAGUUUCUGAGUGAGAUAAAGGCUAUUUUUGAGGUGUCUCAGAAGACUGAGAAAGAGGAUCUGAUGAAUCAGAUUACGUCAGCUGUAUUCGAUGAUGCUAAGAGUGUUAGAGAACAUUUACUGAAGAUGGCUUCCACUGCGAACAAGUUGAGAGAUCAUGGGAUGCCUAUAGAAGAAGAACUUUUGGUGCAUCUUGCACUUAAAUCUCUCCCAAACGUGUAUGUGAAUGCUGCUCAGAAGGACAAAUGGACCAUGAAAGAACUAGUAUCUAUUUGA
This is a messenger RNA of Telopea speciosissima, 552 nucleotides long. RefSeq lists its product as uncharacterized. NCBI's taxonomy places the organism in Eukaryota, Viridiplantae, Streptophyta, Magnoliopsida, Proteales, Proteaceae. The record is from RefSeq and is a predicted model, not a curated record. The transcript has a single exon. The coding region runs from base 1 to 552 and encodes 183 amino acids.